Amphiprion ocellaris (clown anemonefish) is the source of this 3286-nucleotide messenger RNA. Its product is annotated as transmembrane protein 100-like. The record is from RefSeq and is a predicted model, not a curated record. The transcript has 2 exons. The coding region runs from base 177 to 641 and encodes 154 amino acids. Lineage: Eukaryota; Metazoa; Chordata; Actinopteri; Pomacentridae. Gene Ontology annotation, biological process: cellular response to BMP stimulus.
AGGUCCAGAAACAGGAGGAGGGAGUUUCUUCGUCUGUUCUUUCUCUGGUUCUUCAUUUCUUCUGCAGUCGGUCGCUGAGAGGAUCUUCUGAGAGGAUCUCCAGCCAGGAAACAUCCAGAGGAAAUGGAGAUCUGCUGCUGUAGCUGCUCUGUGAUUGGCUGAUCUCUGACGUCAUCAUGGCUCACCUGUUCCUGGCCAGUCAGAUGUCUGAUGACCUCCAGGGUAAAGGCGGCGGCGUCCGGAUGCCGAAGAGCUCCGUGAAGGUUCCGAUCUCCUCCGAGAAAACGAUCCGGGACGAACCCAAGAAGGAUGGCGCUGUCGUCACGGCGACGCGAGUUCCUCACGUCAACGAGGUCCAGCUGACGGCGGCGACCGGCGGCGCCGAGAUGUCAUGCUACCGCUGCACGGUGCCGUUCGGCGUGGUGGUGCUGAUCGCCGGCGUGGUGGUGACGGCCGUGGCCUACACCUUCAACAGCCACGGGUCCACCAUCUCAGUGCUGGGCCUGGUGCUGCUGGGGGCCGGACUGGGCCUGCUGGGCUCCAGCGCCAUCUGCUGGAGGCUCCGGGGGAACAGGAAGAAGGACAAACGGAGGGAGAGUCAGACGGCCCUGAUGGCCAGCCAGGGGCACUGUGAGGUCUGAAGGUUUCUGAAUAUUAAACCUUUAAAGACCUACAGGUUCUUCAGAUCCUGAACCAGAACACAAGUUCUUCUGGUUCCUCUGAAGACGGCUGAAAGGAUCCGUUUGAUGACAGGAAACAGCUGUGGAGACUUUAAACUGGACGUUCUAGACGAAGGAUUUACAAAGUUCUAGUCCUGAGACAAAGAUCAUGAAGCUUUUAGAACCACAGAUCUUCUCCUGUUGGUUUCUGACGGUCUGGUUGGAGACAUUAAGGAUGAGUUUGGGGAACUGUUGGAGGAGAGCAGAUUUAUUCCUGAUGGAUAAUUUAGAGGUUUCAGUGGAACAACAUCAGAUAAGUCAACUUUAUAGCGACUAAAUGGACCUGGAUGCUGAUAAAAUGGUGACUUUCAGUUUAGAACUGAAGGUUUGGAUCAGAAUGGUCUGACCCUCCGUCUGUAGUCUAGGAGAAACAUGGGUUCAGAGUUUAGUGUUUUCGGAAUGGUCUAACAUUCCACUGUAACGCUAUGUUUGGGCUGUGGGUUUGACCACUCUGAUACUAAAAUCUAGACCAGAAAAUUUUAGAGAAAUUAUAGAAAACUCACUUUGGAUGUUUUGAGGGUUAGACCACUCUACUUCUAACCUCUCAUGUCAUUCUGAUGGUUUUCAGUCUUUUUUGCUAAUUUUCAGUUCAUUCUGAACAGAUUUAAGUAAUUUUGGACAAUUUUUGAGUCAGUGUGGAAAGAACUUCUGUGUAAUUCUGGACAAAUUUUCUGCAAUUUUGAAUCAUUUUCAAGUCAUUUUAGCCUAAUUUUGAGUCCUUUGGGAUGAUUUUUAAAGCAUCUUUGACAAAUUUAGUCUCAUUCUGCAAAUUUUCAGUCAUUCUGGAUCAUUUUUAAUCAUUUGAGAGAAAUUCUGACUGAUUUUGGAUCAUUUUACAGUCAUUUUAGACUAUUUUCAUGUCAUUCUGAACAAGUGUUUGUCAUUUUAGAUCAUUUCUGGAAGAUUUUCUGUAAUUCUGGAUCAUUUUCAAGUCAUUUUGAAUAAUUUUUGAAGCAUCUUGGACGGUAACUGUUAGAAACAGAGUGGUCUGACCCUGUUUCUGUAGUUCUGGAGAAAAAUGGGUUCAAAGUUUAGUGUUUUCCAAAAUGGUCUAACAUUCACUGUAAUGCUGUAUCUGGGUUCUGGGUUUGACCACUCUGCUUGUAACCCCCUCAAUUACUUAUACAUUUGCAAAAAAUGUUAAAAUCUGAAAAACUGCAACCCCCCAAAAACACAACAAACAAUGGUCAUUGCAAUUUAUUACCAAAAAAGGUAAAUAUCCAUUUUAAAUCUGAAAACUUUUAAAAGUCACUACAAAAUUUUCACCUCUCUAAUCGAUAGUCGAUUAGAUUUGUUUUUGUGUCAGGAAACUGUUGAAUUUCUCUGAUGUUAAUAUAAAUCUGUAUUUUCUGUGUCAGAAAUCCGGUUGAACUGAACACAGCAGUUUGUGUUGUUUUUGUGUUUUUUUUUUAAAAUGGAUUUCUGCAUGAUUCUCUAGAAAGUUUCACAUUUUCUGACUAAACAAUCUACUGAUUUAUCAUGAAGUUAUCCAGACAUCAGCAGAUGAUAUAAAUGUUCAGUUUAAGGAUUAAAAAUCUGUGAUGAUGAUGAUGUACAUAAUCUAAAUGCUGCUAAUAAGCUAUAAAAGACGUUCUUAAGGUACUUUAUCGUUGAUGUACAGACAUCAGUAGGUCGGUUUGUGUUCUGCUCAGGAUGGACAUGUUGGAUUUAAACUUUGGUUUGAUGUUUGUGAGAGACAUUUCCUCUGAUGUUGGGUUCAGACGCUCACAUCGGUUCAUUUUAAACUCUUGAUAGACAUGUUGGUCCGAAGCCAGAAUCCAUUUAAAAAUUAAUGUACAACAUGAACAAAUGUGCAAAAAAACUAAAGAAUCUGAAUAUCUUUUGAAUCAAACUCAACUGUGAUCCAAGACGUUCCUUUAGAACCUUGUAAUCAGUUAAAUCCAUUAGAUUAGUCGAGCUAUCAGCUUAAAUAAUCUGCCUAAACCACAGUGGUUUUGUGUGUCUUUGUCACUGUCCUGGUUUUUGUUUUCAGUGGUUUUUUUGUUUCUCUCUGCAGUUUGACAUCAUGUCAUCUGGAGUUGACUCCAGCAAACCUUCAGUAAAUGUGAAAUAAGUUCAACCUGGCAGUUUCCAUGAGGUUGGACCACUUCAAAGUGUUCACAGGUAGUUUGUUCCUCCUGCUGCCACUAAUAAUGGAUAAAUCCUGGAAGACUGCUGAUGUAAAACUUUUCUCUUUAUGAAAGUAACACUAGAAAUUGUCUGGCCAAUGAAAAUUUGGUCAUAAACUAUGAAUUUGUAACAAGCUUGCAUCAAAAAUGAAGCUAAAAAUCAUCUGUUUACUAGAAAGUUUCCACUAAGUUAGCUAAAACUCCACCGCAAAUUUUAUACAAAUCUAAACUGAGAACGUACCGACCUUCAGUCUGAACCCAGCAUCAGAAGACUGAACACCAGAGCAGCUCAAAAACAGGCUGGUUUCUGAUUUGCAUGUUUCUUUGUAUGUUUAGUGCACUAAGAUCCACACGUCAUGUAUUCACUGUAAUAUUAGUGCUGUCAGCGCCAUCUUAUUUAUUCUGUAACAAACAUAUUAAAGACAAGAUUCAACAACA